AUGGAGAGUCUAUUCUACAUAAGGGAGGUAUUCAAUUUCAUACCAAACAAGGAUAAUCUUUGGCUUUUCCAUCUGUUCGAACAUGACUCGAGUUACAGCAUAUAUAGUAAUCUUCGGCGAAGACAUAUCAUUAAUGAGACUGAAUGUCCUCGGUGUUGUCAGGGAGAUGAAACAGAACACCAUAUCUUCUUUGAAUGUCCAUAUGCAAAACAACUGUGGAGAGCUUCUGGAAUCUCGAAUGAUAUCAUCAACAGCUCUACUACAACUCUUACGGCUAAACUAGAAGAGUGUUUUAAAAUAUCUACAGCUUCUUCUCUAACUCAUUUUCAGGAUUUACCAAUAUGGAUCCUCUGGCGUAUAUGGAAAAGUAGAAACAUGCUUCUUUUUCAACAGAAGCAAUUUUCAUGGAGUAAGGUUUUACAACAAAGUCGAAGUGAUGCACGUGAAUGGGAAGAACAUGGAAAAUAUAUGGAGUUACUUUCAAGCACAAGAAGGCAUCGGACAGGAACCUUACAAACAAAAGAAUGGCAAAGACCAGAGACAGGGUGGUACAAAUGCAAUAUAGAUGGAUCAUUUAUCAGUUCUGAUUUACCAGCACAAGCAGGAUGGAUUGUACGUGAUUCGCGAGGAACUUUCAAAGGAGCUGGGCAGAGCAGAGGACAUAAGGUUACUAAUGCGUUUGAGAGUGAAUUUCAAGCUCUUAUUAUGGCAAUGCAACACUGCUGGUCCAAAGGUUACACAAAGGUUAUUUUUGAAGGAGAUUGCAAGAAGAUUAUUGAUAUUCUACAGAGCAAAACAUUACAUUUUGAAGGAUACAAUUGGACUCGAGAAGCUCAUAGAUAGAAAUUAAAAUUUGAAGACAUCCAAUUUCGAUGGGUAUCAAGAUCAGGAAAUACAGUAGCAGAUAAACUUGCUAAACGAUCCUUGCCGGGGUUUUAAGCUUUUGCUAUUAUGAUUAUGUUCCAUCUUUUGUAACAGACAAUUUAUAUUCUGACUUUGUAAAAUCUUACCAUAAUUAAUAAA
This is a messenger RNA of Raphanus sativus (radish), 1023 nucleotides long. RefSeq lists its product as uncharacterized. The transcript has 2 exons. Gene Ontology annotation, molecular function: RNA-DNA hybrid ribonuclease activity; nucleic acid binding. NCBI's taxonomy places the organism in Eukaryota, Viridiplantae, Streptophyta, Magnoliopsida, Brassicales, Brassicaceae. Bases 1 to 843 code for a protein of 280 amino acids. The record is from RefSeq and is a predicted model, not a curated record.